Messenger RNA from Cryptosporidium muris RN66, 2754 nucleotides. RefSeq lists its product as uncharacterized. The transcript has a single exon. Bases 1 to 2754 code for a protein of 917 amino acids. The record is from RefSeq and is a predicted model, not a curated record. Lineage: Eukaryota; Apicomplexa; Conoidasida; Eucoccidiorida; Cryptosporidiidae.
AUGACUUGCAUAGAACCAGGUUAUAUACACUUUCUGGAUGAGAGCUAUACUCUAGAUGAUUCAGAAAUUAGGAAUCUAGUUAGGAGGUGCCUCACACAGAUUAAUAAUGGAAUAAUUUGGACUAUGGGACGUCCAAAAAAUGGGAAAACGAACUUUUUAUAUGGUCAAUCUUAUGAUGAUUGCAACAUGAGUGAUUCAAAUGUAAAUGGGGGCAUAUUUGAAAAGGUAGUUCAUUGUUUAUUUUCAGAAAUUAGAUCACCCAAAUAUGGAAUUGAUUUACCAAGUUACUGCUAUAGUAUAGUAAAAGUCUCUUUUUUAUUAUUUCACAAAGAUGAGUACACAAAUUCUGAAAUUAUAUUUGAUGCACUUCAAGGAUUAGAUAAUCCCCUUGAGCAGAUGCUAAAAAAAGAAAAUGAUAGUACUGGUGUAUUGAACGUUUUACAAGUUGAAGUGAGAGAACCUGUUCAUGCAUUAAACAUGCUAAAAGUAGCAAGGAAAAUUCAACAUGAAAUUAAUUCAAUAAGUUAUAAUGGUGAAGAAUAUAUCCCUAAUAUAAGAUUUCACUCACUACUUGUACUCGAACUUGAAUCUAUUAUCUUCAAAUCUUCUCUAACAAAGGAUUUAGAGAGUUAUAACAAUUUUAUAUAUAUCCUGGAUCUUAUUGGUGAUCCCUCGUGGAUAAAUAUAGAAAUAGGUUUAAAUGAGGAGAAAAGUGAAUUACAGACAAUGAGUUUCAUUGGAAAAAUUUUGGCCUACUUACAGAAUUCAAAAAAUUACCCAGUAUGUCUGACUAAAACUUUAGCAUAUUGUAUGUUAAAUAAAAAAUGUAUUUGUAUUGGCUAUGUUACAGGAAAUAAUAAUGAUCAAAUUAUUUUCAAAGAUACAAAUAGUAAGGAAUAUGAGGAUAUAUGGUAUGAAGAUAGAAAUGAUUAUAGUAUUUCUCAACCUUCUAUUUUUGGUUUACUAGAUGAACUUGAGAGUUAUAUCCAAAUUAUAAGAUGUAAAUAUGAUUUGAAUGAUAAAGAAAAUAUUUUAAAAAUUUUAUCUGAAAAGAGUGAAGAAGAUGAGCUAUGUACUCUAUUUGUAAACAUUACAACAAUUAUCUAUAGAAUAACAGGAAAAUUUGUUAGUUACUCAAAUAUACUGCUUAACAUUAACGACAUUAUUACGUUACUGAAUUCAAAUAUAGAGGAAUCAGAUUAUUUGGAAAAUCAUCUUAGUAAUACUAUAAAUUCAUUAACUACAAGUAUAAUCAAUGAAAUUAUUACACUUUGGAUGACAGAUGAGAGAAUAAAAGAAGAUAAUGUAGCAAAACUAACUGAGGGGAGUAUAGAAGUCCAGAAAUCUAGUGAUAAUCUUGAAAAUCUUAGUUCUAUAAUGGAAGAACUUUUAUCGAUGAGUUAUUCACCAUUUGAGGAAUUUUCAGAAAAAGAUGUAGAUAGUUUGAAUGAUCUGAGCUGUUCAGAGUCCCCAUUCAAUGAGCUUUGUUCAGGUAAUGAUUUUAAUUAUAAAUUAGACGAUAACACACCAUCAUUGACUAAUGAAGAUCAAUCUAAAAUUAUUUCUUCUUUUAAAAAUAGUUCAUUAGAGUCAAAUGUAAGCGAAAUGAAUUUUGAGUUGAAUCAUGAGAAAUUGAAGGAUAAUGUGGAAAAUAAAGCCCUUUUAAAUCAAAAAAUUGGGUCUAGAAAGUCAAAAGAUAACACAAAUUUUAGUUUAAAGAGGCAACAUAAGUUUAAUCAAGUUUAUACAAGAAAUAGAAAAGAAGGUAUCUACGAAAAAAAAAAUAAAAAAAAGAAUAUUUACCUGGAUUCAUCAUCAGAAAUAUGGUUGGCUGUGAACAGAGCAAGAAGGCGUGUAAGAGAAUAUCGUUUAAGAGAACAAUUAAUGCAUUCUCAGGAGCUAUUAGAAAUUCCUGAAAGUCAGGUUAAGAAAGAUAAUAAGACUUUAAGUUUAUUAACAAAGGAAAUAAGUCAAGUUACCAAUAAAAAUUCAGAUCCAUUUAAGAUUUGGUGCUCUAAGUUUUUGGAUUUCCCACUAAAUAAAGUAGAUAUAUUAAACUUACAAAAAGAAGAUAGACAAAUCCAGCUGUCUUCGUCACCACCACGCAUUGAAAGUUUCACAGUUAAAGUUAUUCAAGACAAGCAGUUAGAUAAUAAUGAAAAUAGUACAAAUAAGUUAAAUCUAACAACUUCUUUGAAAGAUGCCGAAAUACAGGUUUCUGCAUUAGAUAUUAUGAGGAUAAACCAUAGUAUAAAUAAAGAUGAAAUUGAAAUAAGAUCAUAUGCAGAUCAAAUUCCAGGUUAUUCAGAAGAAGAAAAGAUUACAGAAGUAAUAAGUGAUUUAGAUCAGUGGAAUAAAGAUCAAGUAAAAGGAACUAUUGAAAAGAAAGAUAUACAAUCACCAAUAGUUCAGUUAUCUUUAAAUCAAGUGAAAAAUUAUAAAAUUCUUGAUGAUAAAAAUAUUAAAAAAGUUGAUACUGAAUCAAAAAGUCAAGUUCCAACUUAUCGCAAAAUCUUUACUCAAAAACCAACAAGUGGAACUUACUAUUUAGUCAAUAAUUAUGUAGCAUCUAAUUCAAAUAACAAGUUUGCCUUUCUUCCAAAUGAGACAAGUUUGAAGUCACCUCUACAACCGAUAGUUUAUUAUCCUAGAUUUUGGCAUAAUCCUCAACUAAAUCAAAUACAAAGUAGAAUGGCUCUUAUACCUCAGUACCAAAAUUAUUAUAAUCUAAAUCAGAAAUAUAUAUGGGGUUAA